Molecule: messenger RNA, 2004 nt
Organism: Anguilla rostrata (American eel)
Lineage: Eukaryota; Metazoa; Chordata; Actinopteri; Anguilliformes; Anguillidae
Gene: cntd1
Product: cyclin N-terminal domain containing 1
Exons: 7
Coding region: 96-1055 (319 amino acids)
Biological process (GO): reciprocal meiotic recombination
Cellular component (GO): site of double-strand break
Source: RefSeq, a predicted model, not a curated record
UGUUCGCAGCGAACAUGUAGCUAGUAAUAAAUUUCAGUAUUUUUUAUUAAGCUUUAUUCAAUCAUAUAUUUGCAUCUUAAUUGUAACUGUUCGUGAUGGAGAUCAAGUCGUUUAAACCUAUCUAUUUCAAAGACAUUUCAAGUUCUUUCUCUGGAGAACAGCCUAAUUUAAAGUUUGGUGAAGUUCCCUUUAAUAUUUUGUACGACUUUCUCACAGAUCUCAGCAAUAGGAACAAACAUCAUUUGAACCACUUAUCCACUUGCAGUGGGAGUUUUAAAGACCGAAGAUUAGUUGAGUGCGUCUUCCUCAUAUGCGAAGAGUUAAAACUUGACUCAUUGGCUGGAUACCAAGCAAUUGAAAUAUUGGAAAGGUUUAUGAUAAAGCACCUUGAUCAUCUGUUUUGCACCUACAGCAGCGCAGGUGAUGAUGAUAGCGGCAGGAGCGUUGCGGACUAUAUUUUCAUUAGGCUGAGCCAGAAAUUCAGUCUCCUGAUCAUCUCGUGCAUACAGCUGGCGAGCAAACUCACACUUCACAGCAAUGUAAUUGACAACAACACAGCUGUGAAGUUUCUGAAGUCUAUUGGGCUCUCCUACUCCAAAGACACACUUUUGGAAUCUGAACUUCUCGUCUUAAAAACACUGAACUUCAGCAUCAGUGUCCCAAAUCCUCUAAUGUAUGUGGAAACAUUACUGGAAGUGCUGGGGUACAAUGAUGCGUCCGCCCCCGUCUCUCAGCUGUACGCCCUCUGCCACUGCUUGCUCCGGUGCGCCUAUCUGCAGAGGAAGCCUAUUUACCACUCCCUGCUGGUAUCUGCGACCAAGUGCGCCAGUCCGUCGCAGGAGCAGAGAGUGAAGUUUGCAGAAGUGACCGAGGACUUCAUGCUACUGAGCGUGGGCGUCAUUGCUGCGGGUGCUUUUAUCCUCAACGUCGCCAGCUGGGAGCAGGUUGUGGAGGAGCUGAAUUACAUAACAGGGAUCUCUGCACAGAGCAUUAUGGAGUUUGCAUAUGUAAUGCUGUCACACAUUGUGAAGAAUGAAUUUGUGCAAGUCACAUGAGCCCGGCUGUUCCCUGCUCUAAUAAGCAGCCGUAGCCUUUCCUUAUGGAUUACAGCGGCAAGUGCCCCGUGUCAAAUUACUGUACAAAGUGUCUUUGGUUUGUUUGUUAGAUGUACAGAAUGGAAUGGUGGGUCACUGGCCUCCAUUCAGAUGCCAUCGUAAAUUACAUUUUUCUGAGCACUCUAAUAAUGAGGUCAGUCACCCAACAUUAGAAAAUGUUCAACUUCUAGUUAAGUGACUCAAAGUUCUCAUCAGUUAAAAAGUACUGUUGUUGUAAACUUUGUUAGCUUGUAUACAGUUUAUAUGUAUCUGGAUGUGUAAAAGAACAUCAGAAACUCCACAUACCUGCGUCAUUGACACUUUGCUUUAAUAAUAUAUUUCUCUGAUGUUAAACAUUAAUGGUACUCCAGGACUGCAUGUCCCUUACUUCAUGGAGGUGCUCACCCCAGUGUUUGGACCAAAUCUCCAGUCUGGCUCUCUCAGUCUGACCAUCUAAUUACAUCCCGGUUUAAUUAGUCAAAUGUAUCCCCCCUCUCGACCUCAACUGAUGUCUGGUAAGCAUUCUGCCAAAAAAUAUUCUCUUGCUUAUAAUCAGUUUUUGGUCCACACAUCGAUGGGUGGUGAUUCAGAUUCCAUGUCAUACUGUUGAGCACAUUAUGAUCUAUGAACCCUGUAACGUAAAUGCAGUACAUUAUUAUUUUUUAUUAUAAUUACUUGGUUGAUUUAUUGGCUUAAGUUUGAGAUAUAUGAAAUAUCGAUGACAUUACUUUGAAUCUUUAUUCAACCAUCAACCAUAUUUUUUUAAAUACUGUAUAGAGAAGCUAUAGCUCUAAUUUAAGGUCUAGUUAUCAGUUCAGGUACCACACUAGGUGGAAUUGGGUUGUGCAGACUAUGUCGAGGAUGUUUGGUUGGCAUUACUUAGAAAAUAAAAAUGUGUUCAUAUCCUUUU